Messenger RNA from Ricinus communis (castor bean), 946 nucleotides. RefSeq names its product transcription factor ORG2. Gene Ontology annotation, biological process: regulation of transcription by RNA polymerase II. The record is from RefSeq and is a predicted model, not a curated record. Gene Ontology annotation, cellular component: RNA polymerase II transcription regulator complex. NCBI's taxonomy places the organism in Eukaryota, Viridiplantae, Streptophyta, Magnoliopsida, Malpighiales, Euphorbiaceae. The coding region runs from base 56 to 829 and encodes 257 amino acids. The transcript has 3 exons. Gene Ontology annotation, molecular function: protein dimerization activity; RNA polymerase II transcription regulatory region sequence-specific DNA binding; DNA-binding transcription factor activity, RNA polymerase II-specific.
ACUUUCUAAGCAAAAUUAAGUUUCUAGAACAGUUCCUAAAACUAACUAAUCCAUAAUGUUAGCAUUAUCUCCUCCUGUAUUUCCAACACCUGAAUGGCCCUUAGAGGACCCCUUAGGCAUUGACCAAAUCUCCUACUUCUGUAGAGAAACUCAGCCUGCUACUGCUGCUUUUCUUCCAUCUUAUCAGCAAGAGUUAUUAUUAUUAGAGCUUGAUCAUCAACAAUCCACAUCUUUCACAGCCUAUAAUAGCAGUGGUGGUGACGCUAACGAUAUGGUGAAGAAGCUUAAUCAUAAUGCAAGCGAACGUGAUCGUCGCAAGAAGAUGAACACCCUCUAUUCUUCCCUCCGAUCACUAUUUCCGGCCGCCGAUGAAAUGAAGAAGCUGAGUAUACCUGCCACAAUUUCGAGGGUGUUGAAGUACAUACCAGAACUACAAGAACAGUUAGAGAGAUUGGUCCAAAGGAAGGAAGAGAUUUUGCUAAGAAUAUCUAAGCAAAAUCAUAUUGUUAAUCCCCAAAUAAACCAAAGAAAAGGCACUUCUCACAGCAGUUUAUCAGUAGUAUCAGCUAAUCAAAUUAGUGACAAAGAAGCCAUUAUUCAAAUUUCUACGUACAGUAAUACUAUCCAUACAAGUCCACUAUCAGAAAUCUUGCUUCUUUUGGAGGAGGAAGGCCUUCUUUUGAUUAAUUCUUCUUCCGCUGAAUCCUUUGGUGGCAGGGUCUUCAACAAUUUACAUGUUCAGGUUGAUGAUACUUAUACAUUGGAAUGUGAUGCUUUAAGUGAGAAGCUUGCAUCUCUGUAUGCCAAGAGGGACGGGCUGUUCCCAUGAAAUUUACAAUGUAUGAUAAUCUAAAUGUCAGUUAAGUAAAUGUAUAAGAAUUUAUGUCAUCAUAUUUUUCUAUAUCAUACUAAAACAUAAUGAAUAUAAUGGAACAAUAUUUUGUCA